Molecule: messenger RNA, 986 nt
Organism: Vigna radiata var. radiata (mung bean)
Lineage: Eukaryota; Viridiplantae; Streptophyta; Magnoliopsida; Fabales; Fabaceae
Product: transmembrane emp24 domain-containing protein p24delta4
Exons: 4
Coding region: 129-785 (218 amino acids)
Biological process (GO): endoplasmic reticulum to Golgi vesicle-mediated transport; intracellular protein transport; Golgi organization
Cellular component (GO): Golgi apparatus; COPII-coated ER to Golgi transport vesicle; endoplasmic reticulum-Golgi intermediate compartment
Source: RefSeq, a predicted model, not a curated record
CCAACACAAACUUAACAUCUAAACCUACCCACCGAACUUUUCCUCACCCAAUAAGCAAGUGACAUACAUCACAACACAACACUCAAUUUGACAAGAUCUGAGUCUGAAACCAAGGUCAACCUUUGCUAAUGGCUCGGAGCAUAACGGACCUUGGAACUGGGGCGUCUCUGGUGGUGUUGUUCUUAUGCUUAACUACACACUUUUCGGUGCUCCCACUUGCAGAGGCAGUAUGGUUUACAAUCCCCACUACGGGGACUAAGUGCAUGUCCGAGGAAAUCCAGAAAAAUAUUGUUGUUUUAGCCGAUUACUAUGUUGUCACUGAUGGCGGUCCCCAGCUCAGCACAGUUUCUGUCAAGGUAACAUCUCCUUAUGGGAAUAGCCUUUACGACAAUCAAAAUGCUACACAAGGUCAAUUUGCAUUUACAACGGAGGAGAGUGGGAACUACGUGGCGUGCUUUUGGAUGGAUAGUAAACAUGAACAAGAAGCAACUUUGAGCCUUGAAUGGAAAACUGGAAUUGCUGCCAAAGAUUGGGAGUCCGUUGCAAAGAAAGAGAAGAUCGAGGGUGUUGAACUCGAGCUCAGGAAACUUGAAGGAGCAGUACAAGCCAUCCAUGGUUAUCUAGUUUAUAUGAAGGAUAAGGAAGCAAGGAUGAGAGAAGUCAGUGAAAAAACGAAUAGCAGAGUUGCUUGGUAUAGCAUCAUGUCUCUUGGUAUCUGCGUUUUGGUUUCUUUAUUACAAGUGUGGCAUCUGAAGCGUUUUUUUCUGAAGAAGAAACUGAUAUAGAUGUUGCUUUCAUAUGAGGCUUUAUUUUUACUCAACUUUUGGAUAGUCUAGGAUGAAUUCUAUGUUGUAUAGCUUUUUGUUUGUUGAUACUUACUAUGUAUCAUUAGGGGUGCCCCUGCAAAGGGAUAUGUGGUGUUACAUUUCAAAUUUAUAUAGAUAUGCUGAUAUGCAUAAUUGAAGAGCUAGCUAUAUCUGCAACAU